This is a messenger RNA of Microstroma glucosiphilum, 7629 nucleotides long. RefSeq names its product beach-domain-containing protein. Gene Ontology annotation, molecular function: protein binding; metal ion binding. The coding region runs from base 1 to 7629 and encodes 2542 amino acids. Lineage: Eukaryota; Fungi; Basidiomycota; Exobasidiomycetes; Microstromatales; Microstromataceae. The record is from RefSeq and is a predicted model, not a curated record. The transcript is spliced from 2 exons.
AUGGCCACGCCCCCGCCCUCCAGACCUUUCUCCCUCUUUCGGUCUCUGUCGUCCCAGCCCCCCUCGUCCUCUUCCUCGAGUCCGACCUCACCCGCCCCCAAGCCCUUGCCUGAUGCUCCCCCAUCUCCGAUAGCAUCGCCCGCAAAGGAGCUGCCAACCACCAAGGCGCCUACAAUUGCAAGUGAGAGGCGAUCUAGCGUAAGAGAGGAGCUGCGAGCUCUGCUACACAACACAGCAGGUGUAGCAGCCAAAGAUCUAGACGCCAAACUGCUACUGGUCUCGCAAUUACACAGCCUCACCUCGAAUGCUGGCCGAGAUAGUCACGUCAGAGAAGAUUUUGCUGCGCUUGGAGGCUUCUUGGUCCUCGUUCAGGUAUUGAGCUCGCUAGGAGCUGAAGCAGAGGCUCGGCAAGAAAUCACUAACGAUGCUAGUGGACAAGGUGCGGACAGCGAGGAGCAGGACUCUACCAAGGCUGAAGAAGCGUACGCUUCGCAAGAUCAGAGGCUUAGCGCGGAAGUCUUCAGACUGACUCUCGCCAUCUUGGCAGAGGUCAUUGCAAGGCAUCAUCGCAAUCUCCUCGCCUUCGAAAUCGCAGUCGGAUGGGACGGCCUAGCAUCCGCGCUAGAGGUGUCGAACCUUCGCGUCACGAGUCCUGAUCACUUCUUUGCAGCUCUCCUAGGUCUUGCGUUAGGAGAUGUCUCGUCCAAGCCUUCAACAUUGGAGCAGUUGCGAUUUCAAGCCUCGACCUCGAAGGCGGACGGCAGUAGUGGCUCGACUUUGGCAAAGCAAAUCGAAAAGCAAUGGCUGGGAGAUCUGCUAUUACCACAAGUCGUGGAGCUGAUCGUCGAGGACAUUGUCAACGUCGAUGCUGAGACAGAGGAUCUCUGGCUGGUUAUCACGGGCAUCUUGGAAGCUCUACUAGAGGAAAAAAGCUCCAAUAGUACGGCGCUCAAAGAGACUUGCAUCACCCAUCACCUUCUAUCAUACGUCAUCAACGCACACGGCAACGGCUUACUGGCAGAGCGCUGUUUGUCAGUGAUGAAGCGAGCGUACGACGUUGUAGGGCUUCCAGAUGCCGAUGGAAAGCUCUUACUAUCUACUGUCUCGUCGGCUUCUGGCGACGAGAGCGUAAAAAGCAUUCUGCGAAGACUCCUCGUUGACCUCGCAAAUGCGGCGGUGCGGCCCAAUUCAGUGACCUUUGACAUGUCUACCUAUGGGCACUCUUCGGUAGCUGUCUCCAGUCUGCAAAGGCCUUUCCCGCCUGGCGCAAACUCUCAAGGAUGGUCAUACUUUACCACGUUUUCCAUCGACAGACCAGAUCCAGCUCAUCCGGUAGGGUUGCUUCAUCUCUUUGACGCACAGCGGACAUGCUCGGUCAAGCUCGAGAUCACGCCAGAUCGAAGCCACCUGCGAUACACGACGCAUUCUAGCGUGGCGCCGGCCGAAUUCACCAGCUUCAAAUUCGAGCCGCAACGACUGUAUCACUUUGCCUUUGUUCACCAAAGACCGAAGAGCAACGCCCAGGUCUCACCAGCUCAGCUUUACAUUGAUGGUGUGCUUGUAGAACAGCUACACGCUGUCUGGCCACCCAGCCCGCCUGCUACGGGCGCCCCAGUCCGAGCCGUCUUCGGAACGGCUCCUUCUGUAGAGCAGAUGCCUGCCCGCAACCGAAGUCAGCAGAAGUGGACCCUCGGCCCGGCGUAUCUUGUCGACCAGUGUCUACCUGCCGACUUCGGACUCGUUUUGAAACAGCUAGGUCCCUCCUACAGAGGCAACUUGCAGGACUCUCUCGGUCGCUUCCUCACCUACCAGGCCAGUACAGCGAUCAAUUUGCGGCUCGACGCGGUGGUGCGAAGUCUGACAAAAGACGGAGCGGCUGGAGGCAUGGCAGCCAGUGCGGCUGAAAAAGAGCUGUCAAGACACCCCCUGGUGACAGCUAUCGCAGGGAGAUCCAGCGAACUGUUCAACGAAGAGCGCUUCUACUUUGCCUUCAAUGCCAGUUGCACAGCCAUUCGUACUCGGCCGAGCUCGGCAAGCUCGGACCUGCCGCUGAGCCACAGGCCAGACACCACAGUGCUGCUAAAUCAGGGUGUCACAUUGACUCGCGAAGCCGCUGCAGCCUCUUUUGGCUACGCCAAAGUGUACGGUUCGCCUACUAUGAUUGUCCCUUCGCGGCUAGACGAUGUCAUCUGGAAAGCCGGCGGAUGUUCAGUACCCCUCACCUUGAUUGGCUCCGCUACCUCUUCAAUUGCUUUGUUGGAAUCAUUGACAAUCUUUCUACAACUACUCAAGAACAGCUGGAGGCUAUGCGAAGAUGCCGAGCAGGCUCGAGCGUAUGAGAUUCUCAACCUAUUCCUGAGGCAAAAGGCGCAUCUCAUGACACUCGAUGCUCUCGCCGUGAUCCUCAGUGCUGUAGGUCUCGAUCAAGAGGCCACAGACCGCUCAGCACUCGUCAAUCCGAUCAUGUACCGCAUUGUCCUCCUGGACUUCGACUUGUGGUCAUUGACACCUCCUGCUGUGCAGACUGCUCAUUUAGGCCACUUUGCGGCGCUGCUGAGGAGCUCCAAGCAUCGGCGCUUCAAUAUCAAGCGAGUCGCAAAGAUGAACAUUCUCAAAAAGUUCUUGUAUGCUCUACGGAACAAGCAGCCAGACAAGGAGCUCAUGCGACAUAUCCUUGAUGCACUUCGCAACCUGCUCAUAACCGCUUGGUCAGACGUGUCUCUUCGAUCCCUGACCUCCUAUCUUGCCUCACAAUUGGCGCAUCGGGACCAAGCGGAAACACCGUCUCGACGACAAAGUGGUUCCAUCAAGCUCAGCAACAGCAGACCGGUAUCGAUGUCGGCAGAUAUCACUGUCGACCUGCCCUUGCAAGUCUUUGAGACUUUCGCCUCGCUCGCGCUCGACCGACCUGCCUUCCUUUCGAAGUUCGGUCAGGUUGUCAAUAUCAAAUGGCUCAUGCUCUUUUUGCACCCACAAGCAGAGAGCAGAGCAGCAGUCCUGUCAUUGGAGCUUCUCUCCCGCCUUCUAAUUCGUGAACCAGCGUACGUUGAGCGGCUCACCACCACUGGAGGCUGGAAGGUCUUGGAUCGACUAGUGCCCCACUUCUGGGCUGAGCCCUCAGUACUACCGAUUUGCUUCUCUGUCCUCUUUGGACAGGAGCGUCAGCAGAAUACGACAUUGAGCCAUCUGUUCGCUCCUCCCAAGAAAGUAUACUGUGCUCCGAUGCUUCGGGUCAUUCUUGGUUGUCUACGCGAGUCGCUGGAUACAUCUUCGGGCAGACUGGAUACUGCCUCGGCACGCCGGCGACCUGUGUUGAGCAGAGCUCGUCCAUCAGAGACUAUGGAUGUGCCGUCGCCAGCAUCGAAGGAACGCCGCCAUGCCCGUAGACGCAGUAACUCGAUGAAUCUCGAUGCAAAGAGUCUGGCGGAUAGCUUUCGGAGCAAUAGUCAACAGGUGAUGAUUCGGGAGACAGCAGCCUUGAUUCAGUCUCACGCCGCUCAGUCGGUCGCGUGGAGAGAGCUACUGUUCUCUUCACAAAUCUUGAGCGCACUUUGCGAGGCUCUCGAGUCUCAUGUCCUUGGCGACAGGACCCAGCUGGAAGAGGAAGAGAUGACCUCGGAGGAGAAGAGCUGUAAUGAUCUCUUGGAAUUGCUGGCUAGGUUGGCCACCGAGAGCGUCUUUGUCACUGACUCCACAACGAUCAUGUCCGGCCUCAUGGCAUCGAUUCCUCUUGGCGACUUGGCACAGCAAAGUGCAUUCCGCUUUGCACUGAUUGCCAAGGUCUUGAAGUGCAUUGACUCGAAUCUGUCGUCUACCGGUACUGCUGGCAAGGACAAUGCUGAUGAAGCGCUGACCCCUUCGGCGUACGCGGCUUUGGCUGAAUACAUCGAGCAAGCUUCGUACGAAGUCCCUCAAGGUUCGACUCUGGAAGAUCGUCUGCUUGACACCGUCACUGCGCUCUUAACCACGGGCGAGCAGCAAAAUCGAAACGAUCUGGCACUGCCUCUGACGAGCUUGCACAGCAGCCUCAAUCGCAUAGCUCUGUACAGGCUUUCAUGUGCCGAGCUGGUAUCUGCAACAUUUGAGCGCAUGACUCAAUGGCAGACUUUCUUCUUCGGAAACGGUAGCGGCGAUACCUUCCUCCUGCAAUGUCUGGUGAACCGAGCUAUGCACUAUGUUCGCUCGGACAGCCAGGAGACAGCAAGCGCCAGUCUGCAGCUUCUGAAGCUCAUUGCUUCCACACAACCUGAGAUGAUUGCAGAAGCAUUGUCAUCGAAGCAGAUGACUCUGACCGAUCUCUUGACUUUGGAAGCCGCCGAUCUUGGAGGGUCCAGCCUCUCUUCCGCACCAGCAGGAGAAGAAGACACAGUCUACGAAUCAGUGUGGACAGGGUUCGUCAAAUCGGCCGAGACUCUCCAUACCGCCACGCAUUUAGAGCGGGUAGCGCAGCUACGUCAAUUGCUCGACCAGAGCGAGAGUAAAGAAAGGUCUCUUGCCUCGAUGCAGCGUCGGAUUCUCCUCUGGCAGGACACGCUGUGUGCCAGCGAAGAGGAUCGCUACAUCAAGCAUCUCAUCGAUGUGCAAGAACUCACGCAGACUGCUACGCUGGAGUGGCAACGGCGUGAGGACGAUCUCCAUCGCGAGAGGGGCUUGCUAGGGCCUGAAGAGGAUGAGGCGAGAGUCUGGCAACUAGACCCCAUUGAAGGGCCUCGCAGGAUGCGGAAGCGGUUGAUGGAGCAGCCCAAGACGAUGGAAGAUCACCAUACGCCCUUGCGCCAGCAAGCAGGUGUACCGACGUCGCAGCCGACUGUGGAGGUAAGCGACGCGUGGAAUAGCUCUGCGGAACCGGCAGUGACAGCGGAGCCCGCUCCAGCAACUGAAGAGGGACAACAUGUCGACCCUGCUACCCCCACGUCGGCGGGAAUGAAACCUUCCAACUCCAACUCUGGUCAAGAAGGGGGACUUUCGGAGCAGCUGCAAGGAGACGCUGAUGACCACGAGUACAAGUUCCGCAAGGUUCUUCGCUCGCUUGAGAGAGGCGAUCAAGUAGAGGGUGUAGUCAAUGCCUCUCGAGUGGUAGGCAUCGACUGUCGUGCUGCGCUGUGCAUCACAGGCAAACUCUGCCUCUACCUCGUCGACGACUAUUUCCAGCGCAGCAAUGGAGAGCUGGUCAAUGUAUGGCAAGCACCCGAAGCCGAGCGCGAUGAGCACGUUCUUGCAGCGCUGUCGUCCGAUUCGGACCAACCUUCGGCCCUGAUCGAUCAGCUCGAGGGUGAUGGUAAGACGAAGAAGUGGCCCUGGUCGGCACUCCGACGGGUCCACAGACGUACAUUCCUGCAUCGCGGGACUGCCCUCGAGCUCUUCUUCGAGGAUGGCCAGAGCUGCUUGCUGCUUCUGCCCACGGUGACGGAGGCUAACGCUCUUUACAAAGACCUUGGCUCCCGGUGUCGAGCGGCGAUUACCGGAGCUGAGCAGAUGAAGGACGGGAUCAGAGAGCCAGCAAGCUCAGGCUCCGGCGAGGGUAUUGGUGGCUUUGCAGCUCGCAUAGGAGGCGCUCUGAGCCGACAGACGGCCGGCGUGAUUACCGAAGCAUGGCGUCAGCGCAAGAUCUCCAACUUCGAUUACCUGAUGAAGCUCAAUACCCUCGCGGGGCGUAGCUUCAACGAUCUGAGCCAGUAUCCCGUCUUCCCCUGGGUCUUGGCGGAUUAUGAAAGCGAAGAACUCGAUCUGAGCAAUCCGGCUUCUUUCCGCAAGCUCGAGUUGCCGAUGGGAGCACAAGCUGUGGAGCGUCGCAAGCAAUUUGAGGAACGCUACGAGAGUCUGCUUGAAAUCGACGAGACGCCUUUCCACUACGGCACGCACUUCAGUACAGCUGCAACGACUGCUGGCUAUCUUAUUCGGUUGCGACCCUUUGAGAAGUUGCUCAUGGCUUUGCAGGGAGGUACCUUCGACUUGGCCGAGAGGACAUUUGCCUCUAUUGAAAAGGCGUGGAAGUCGAGCUCGGAAGUCUCUCGUGGCGAUGUGCGAGAGCUGACCCCGGAAUUCUUCUACCUGCCGGACUUCCUUGUCAACCGCAACCGCUUCGACUUUGGUUCGACUCAGGCCGGCACAAAGAUUGAUGACGUCGAGCUCCCUCCGUGGGCUAAAGGCGAUCCUCUGGUCUUUGUGCAGAAGAAUCGAGAAGCGCUCGAGAGCGAGUACGUCUCAUCUCGGCUUCACUUGUGGAUCGACCUGAUCUUCGGCUACAAGCAAGGAGGUGAAGAGGCGAUCAAGGCUUUCAAUGUCUUCCAUCCCUUGUCAUACCCUGGGGAAGUUGAUCUCGAUAGUAUGACCGACGCAAAUGAGCGACGAGCAGCAUCGCAGACCGUGUGGAACUUUGGCGUCUGCCCUGCUCGACUCUUCGAGAGACCGCACGUGCCUCGUAAAGCUGCUGACAAGACCUUUGAGCUGCAUACGAGUCCGUGGAUGGCCAUUCAGAGUAUCGUUCCGCUGCGUACGCUCAAGAGCAAAUGCCACUUCAUCUACGCAGACAAUCCCGAAAAGGCGUACGGCUCCCCUUCAGAUUAUCUCAUCAUGCCAAAAUUGGGCGUCUCCCUCUCUGCCGGACACCUCGAUGGCUCCCUCCGCAUGUUCAAGUCGACUGACCCAGCGCGGCCAAUUGCUGUAGCCGAGCAGGCCGGCAUCGAGCAGAUCCUCUGCAUGACUCAGGCCGGCCCAGUCGUGGUCGUCGCAGGCUGUAAAGACGGUAUGGUUCUGCUGUGGAAAGUCGAUGUGACUGCUCGUGAGCUCCAGCUGCAGCAGCCCCUUCGAGGACAUACCGCUGCCGUCACUUGCCUUGCUGCCUCGCAGAGCUGGCGCAUCGCCGUCAGUGGCAGUGACGAUGAGACGGCCAUUGUGUGGGACACGAAUCGGGGAGAGUACGUUCGGUCGCUCUGGGGACAUAGUGGUCCUGUAACUCAGGUGGCCGUAGAUGAGGAGGAAGGACACGUCGCAACUGCUUCGGGUCAAGAUGUCUACCUCUGGUCCAUCAAUGGUGAACUGCUGGCACACGUAGCGGCCAGCUCGCGACUGUCUGAGCCAAUCUCGACUAUUAGCUUCAUCUCAAAAGAUUCGCACACGGGGAGGUUGGCCAUUCUCCUCACGGGUCACAAAGGCAAGGUCAUCGCUUGGAGCUGCGAACACAUGGACGAGGACCCCAAGGCUAUCAAGUCCCAGGGAGAGUCUGGCGAAGAGGUUGUUGGUGCGCCAGAGGACGGAUCAGAGCGCCCCACUUUGCGCUGGAAGCUGCAACCCUUCCACGUCUUUGAGCACCAAGAUCGUCUGAGCUCCUCACCACCUUGCAACAUCACCGCCAUUGCCCUGGCCAAUGCCGGCCGUACCCUCUUCACGGGUGAUGAGGCGGGACGAAUCAAUGUCUGGACUUUUCCCGGAGAGGCCUUCGGAGUACCAGAGGGAAUUAGCGAUCAUUGCAUGGGUUGCUCAAAGAGGUGGGGGGUACUGGAAACGCGCAGGACGUGCAGGGGUUGUGGAGGGAUCUUCUGUGGAGCGUGCUCGGACUCGAUUCAGGGCAGUCCGUUUGGCAGUAUGAGAUUCUGUCCACCCUGUCGGGACGUCUGCUCUGCUGCGUAG